GUUGAGCGUAGGCUAACUAGCUGGGGUUUUAGUUCAAAUGCAACCCCAGACGGCUGAUGGCUACUUGUGCGGAAAUGGCUAAUUAUCUGCUGUUAACGAUUUGUGCUCUUAUCACUGGAGAUUUGGUGGCCGGUCAAGAUUUUCUGAUAUUCGCGGCAACAACAAGUUCCCCCUUGAUGCCCACAAGGCCAACAAUGCGUUCGACUGGCGAUUUUGUGCUGGUCAACAAUUCGCCAGUUGUGGGCACGAUGACACCAUUCAGCACACCAGCUGCGGCGCCCACUCAAGCAUUCAUCGAUUGCUUUGGCCGUUGUCCAACUACGCCGGAAUAUAAUCCGAUCUGUGCCAGCAACAGGCAAUUGUACCUCAAUGAGCAGAAAUUCGACUGCGCUCGCUUCUGUGGCGCCGAUAUACGGAUUGUGCGUCGUGGUAGCUGCGAGGGCCUGUUUCCCAUGCAACGCGGCUGAAGUCUGUCGUCCAGAUCUUAUAGCUGGAUAAUGAUUGUUUAACUUAUGAAAUGUGAAAACUUGUGUAAACAUUGAAGCACCUUUUAAUCGGCAUUAACCGACUGCACCAUACCCUGUUUAUAUUUUCAAAUUUUACAAUAUCAUCCACGGAAUUUAUAAUCUCUUCUUGUGUGUCUAAGACUGCACACUGCAAGCCUGAACUACCCCAUUCUACUAUAUGAACAGAGCAUAUUUUAUGGCUAACAUAAGUCGAGAAUUCUCAGGAAAAAAUAUCUGUAUAAACUUGUAAACAAUCGUGAUUCUGAUA
Messenger RNA from Drosophila hydei, 774 nucleotides. RefSeq lists its product as uncharacterized. Gene Ontology annotation, molecular function: serine-type endopeptidase inhibitor activity; protein binding. The transcript is spliced from 2 exons. The record is from RefSeq and is a predicted model, not a curated record. Bases 57 to 467 code for a protein of 136 amino acids. NCBI's taxonomy places the organism in Eukaryota, Metazoa, Arthropoda, Insecta, Diptera, Drosophilidae.